Pseudopipra pipra is the source of this 2514-nucleotide messenger RNA. Its product is annotated as butyrophilin subfamily 1 member A1-like. Gene Ontology annotation, biological process: T cell receptor signaling pathway; regulation of cytokine production. Lineage: Eukaryota; Metazoa; Chordata; Aves; Passeriformes; Pipridae. Gene Ontology annotation, molecular function: signaling receptor binding. The record is from RefSeq and is a predicted model, not a curated record. Gene Ontology annotation, cellular component: external side of plasma membrane. The transcript has 6 exons. Bases 449 to 1768 code for a protein of 439 amino acids.
UUGGGAAAGAUGGGAUGGAAAUUGCCCUCUGCCAUCUGCCAGAACCAGCUCUGCUUUCCAUGGUCUGUUAGCAAAGUGGAACCAAGUCAGUGGCAAAAAGGGGGGUGGGUGGGAGAGCAGAGCAGAGCCAGGUCCUGUCUUGGCUGGGCCUUGGAUUAGUGUUUGGACUCUUUGGCUUCCCUUGCUCCAAAGCCUUCUCCCACUCUCAGGGAGGUGCAGGCAAUGAGUCCUGACUCGCUCAGGGUUUGUCCUUCUCCCCCUGCCCCUGUGGGUCUCUUUCUUAAGGCUGGAUCAGAAAAGCCAGGGCUCCAUAGGAAAACAACUGCCCCUUUCUGCUGGAAUUGGAGGAGAUGGUACAGCUUGUCCUUUGCUUUCCCAUGGGAAAUUCCCACCCCUUUUGAUCCCAGUCAGGUCCUUUGCCUAUAAAGCACUAACCAAAGUCAGUCUGAUGAGGGAAAAUCGAUUUCAACCUUGGGCAUCCAAGUUUCUUCCCUCGACAUUCCAGAAAGGGCUGAAAUCAGCAAUGAACCCCUGUCAAAGUGAAUUCAUCCUGGCUGAUUGGUUGGUUGGUUUGUUUGGUUGUUUUAAGCUCCAUUGUUUGUCUUCCCUUUUGCCCUUUGCCUGUCCUUCCCCAUCUCCAGGUUGUGCUCCAGGGAGGAGGAUGCUCUGCGGUUCCCCCAUCCACUGCUCUCUGCCGGCUUUUGUCAUUUCCACUUUAGUUUUCCAAGUUCCUCAGGGGCACUCAGCUCCACUCACCGUCACUGGACCCCCCGGCCCCAUCACCGUGGCCAAGGGCGAGGACGUGGUGCUGCCCUGCAGCUUCUCCCCGAGGCAGAAUGCACAGGACACGGAGGUGACCUGGUUUCGGGAGCAGUUCUUGCCCUUUGUGCAUCGCUACAAGUUGGGCCAGGACCAGUUUGGGGAGCAGAUGGUUCAGUACCAAGGGCGCACUGAGCUGGGGAAGGACGGCCUUGCCAAGGGCAGCGCGGACUUGAGGAUCUUCCAUGUCCAACCAUCUGACACAGGGAGUUACACCUGCUUUGUUCGCCGUGGCUCAGAUUACGAUGAGGCUGUGGUGGAGCUCAAGGUGACAGAUCCCUUUCUACGAAGUAUCUAUCCUUGGAUGAUUGCUCUGGUCCUGGUCCUGGCUGCUGUGGUCGCACUAAUUAGUUUUGCAGUUUAUCAACUUAAAAUUAAAGAGAAACAAGCCCAGGAACUUGCAUGGAGAAGACAGGCAGUGCCUGUAGAAGCAGCGAACGUGGUUCUGGAUCCAGACACAGCCCACUGUGACCUUCUCCUGUCUGACAAUGGCAAAAGUGUGACACGAGCUUACACACCACAGCACAUCCACUACAGUGACAAGAGAUUUAACCCGUGGCGCUGUGUUCUGGGCCGUGAGGGCUUCACCUCGGGGAGACACUACUGGGAGGUGGAGGUGGAGGAUGCAGGAAGAUGGGCUGUGGGAAUAUUUAGAGACGGUGCGGAAAGGGAGGGUGAGAUUGAGUUUAAACCAGAGGAAGGCAUCUGGGCAGUGGGGAAACGGCCAGAACUGAAAGCUUUCACCUCCCCUAGUCCCACUGAAUUUCCUGAAAUCAAGACUCCCAGGCGGAUCCGGGUCUCUCUGGAUUAUGAAAUGGGACAGGUGGCAUUUUUCAGUGUUGAUGAGGGGAUUCCCAUCUUCACAUUUCCACAGGUAUCAUUUGGGGGGAUAAAAGUCUACCCUUGGUUCUGGCUGGGUCCUGGAACAUGUCUGAAAAUGUGUCCCUGAUGAAGAGGAGGCAGUAAGAGAAGGGUCUCCAAGGGUGGAGAUCUCGUUACCUCUCUGCACCUCUCUUCCAUGCUGCAUCUCUCCAAGAUCUUUCUCUGAGGUCAGACAUGCUGUUCUGGUCCCAGUGCAGAUGAGUGGGAGAGGCCAUGGCCAAGACCUUGUGUUAUGAGAGCACCUCACAUCAUUUCCAGGUGUGGGGAAAAGGGACUUUCUCUCCUGCUUCUGAGGGUGUUCCUUACACAUGGAGGGUGGAACCAUUGUUUCCUUGUCUCAGGCUGCAGUGGGUUGGUUUCUCGGAUAUUUUAGGCCUUCCUUAGCAACGGGGUCAGAAAUCUAAGGAAGUAUUCCAUAUCAUUCCUUUCCGUAACCCCACAGAUAAAAAGGCGUAGAUAAGAGGGUUCGCUUUCUUCUCUUCUGACAAGGUUUGGGAAUGGUCGGUCCCUGCCUCGGUCUUCCUUAUCUGGAGCUGAGGCCCACAGUGACUGCUGUUGUCUGCCCCGCGUGAGGGGACAGUGCUGGGCUGCGUCCAGCUGUCCUGCUUCUCUCAAGGGAAGUGGUGAGAUUUUAAUAGUUCUCUAUUUUGUCAGUUACUGGGUUUCUAGAUUGUGCAUACCUGUUUUGGUUUUGUCCCUCUUUGCCCCUUUUUCCCAUUUUCCCUUCACCUCUCCCCUUUCUUGGGAGUUGUACAUAAUAUUUUUCUGUAUAUAACUGUACAUAUGUAAAAAUAAACAUCUAUUUUGAUAUAA